Malassezia globosa CBS 7966 is the source of this 4596-nucleotide messenger RNA. RefSeq lists its product as uncharacterized. Lineage: Eukaryota; Fungi; Basidiomycota; Malasseziomycetes; Malasseziales; Malasseziaceae. Gene Ontology annotation, biological process: vesicle transport along actin filament; actin filament organization. The transcript has a single exon. Gene Ontology annotation, molecular function: actin filament binding; microfilament motor activity; ATP binding. Bases 1 to 4596 code for a protein of 1531 amino acids. The record is from RefSeq and is a predicted model, not a curated record. Gene Ontology annotation, cellular component: myosin complex; cytoplasm; vesicle.
AUGCCGCCAGUCUCUCAACCCUUAGCGGCAUACGAGGCGGGCACCAAAGCAUGGUUUCCUGAUGAAGUGCAAGGGUGGGUGAGUGGCACUCUCACCAAAGAGCCGGCGGUUGACCAGGAUGGUAAUGUUUCUUUGCUAUUCAACCUGGACGAAUCUGGUGAUGAGCGAGUGGUACAAACCACUAUGGCGAAAAUCGAGGCGCCAGGUGGCGUGGAGAGGGAGCUACCACCACUGCGGAAUCCACCAUUGCUGGAAGCUUCUGAUGAUCUGACAUCUUUGAGUCAUCUGAAUGAAGCGUCUGUAUUGUAUACCAUCAUGAACAGGUACCAGCAGCGUUUUAUUUAUACGUAUUCAGGCAUAGUGCUCAUUGCGGUGAACCCUUUCUUUGACUUGAAUCUGUACGGUCCAGAGAUCAUCCAGGCGUAUGCAGGACGUCGACGUGGAGAAUUGGAGCCCCACUUGUUUGCUGUGGCAGAAGAUGCAUAUCGCUGCAUGAUCCGUGACGGUAAAAAUCAGACAAUCGUUGUCAGCGGCGAGAGUGGUGCGGGUAAGACUAUGUCGGCCAAGUACAUUAUGCGCUAUUUUGCUACAGUCGAGGACCCGGACAAUAUGACAUCUCGACGUCCUGGGUCUCAUGUCAUGAGUGAAACGGAACAGGCUAUUCUUGCCACUAAUCCUGUGAUGGAAGCUUUUGGUAACGCCAAGACAACGCGAAAUGACAACUCCUCUCGCUUUGGCAAGUAUUUGGAAAUCAUUUUUGACGAUCGACACGAAAUUGCCGGUGCUCGGAUGCGUACAUAUCUUCUGGAGCGCUCGCGUCUUGUAUAUCAACCAGAUGUGGAACGGAACUACCACAUCUUUUAUCAACUAUGUGCAGGGGCACCUGAAGAUUUACGAGCGCAACUGGGCAUCACCAAGGCUUCCGACUUUCAUUAUUUGCAUCAGGGCAGUGAGGAAUACCUUACGAUCCCUGGCGUCGAUGACGCAGCGGAGUUCCAGGCCACAGUCGAUGCCUUUACGACGAUUGGCGUUGCACGAGUCACGCAGAUGCAUAUUUUUGAAGUCCUUGCAGCGCUACUUCACCUGGGAAAUGUUGCUAUUACAGCGUCGAGAAAUGAUGCGAAUAUGGCUCCUGAAGAUCCGGCGCUCCUUCAAGCAGCCAUGUUCCUUGGCGUCGAUGCGAAUGAGCUUCGGAAAUGGACAUUGAAGCGCCAAAUGCAAUUACGAGGUGAAAAAAUUGUCUCGAAUCUCUCACAGGCACAGGCUACAGCGGUACGUGACUCGGUGGCCAAGUAUGUUUACACAUGCUUGUUUGACUGGCUCGUUGCGCAAAUGAACAAAUCACUUGCGCCGCGUGAUGAAGCAGCUGCUGCUUCGAUGAUUGGGGUUCUUGAUAUUUACGGCUUUGAGUGUUUCAAGUCAAACUCAUAUGAGCAGUUCUGCAUCAAUUAUGCGAAUGAGCGACUGCAGCAUGAAUUCAAUCGCCAUGUCUUCAAGCUUGAGCAAGAAGAAUACGUGGCUGAACAGAUUCCAUGGCAGUUUAUCAAUUUUGCCGAUAACCAGCCGUGCAUCGAUAUGAUUGAGUCGAAGUACGGCUUGUUGUCCCUACUAGACGAAGAGUCAAGACUUCCGUCUGGACAGGAUGCAUCGUUCCUUCAGAAAGUGUACAGCCAGUUGCAGCCGAAGCCUGAGUUUCAGAAGUUCUUGACGAAGCCCCGUUUUGGCUCACAGUCCGCAUUUACCGUCAAGCACUAUGCAUUAGACGUAACAUAUGACGUCGAUGGGUUCAUGGAGAAAAACAAAGACACUGUGCCCGAUGAGCACUUGGCGCUUUUAGGAUCGACAAGCUCGCCGUUCCUCAAGUCUGUACUCGAUGCUCGUGCUGCUGCAGAUGCGGCGCUGCCACAGCCCUCCACACGCAAGGUAUCAGGCCCUGGUAUUGCGAGCAAGAAGCCGACGCUUGGUACGCAGUUCAAGGCAUCACUAGGUGCAUUAAUGGAUACAAUCAACUCAACAGAGGUGCACUAUAUUCGGUGCAUCAAGCCCAAUGACGCGAAAGUGGCUUGGGAAGUUCAGCCGCAGAAUGUGCUGAGCCAGCUGCGUGCAUGUGGUGUUCUCGAGACGAUUCGGAUCAGCUGUGCAGGAUUCCCGGGCCGCUGGACAUUCGCUGACUUUGUGGAACGGUACUACAUGCUCGUGCCGUCGUCACACUGGGACAUGACGUCGCUUGAAAAGGUGCGCGAGCUCGCUCAAUACAUUCUGUCGGAGACUCUUGAGCCAGAUAAAUAUCACUUCGGUCUCAACAAGGUAUUUUUCCGCGCUGGUGUACUAGCAUCUUUCGAGCAAAUGCGUCGCAAUGUUCUCAACGAGCACACCCGCACUGUUCAGACCGCAUGGCGUCGUUAUUCGGCACAGAGCAAAUACAAUGCGCUCAAAGCGGGCAUCCUUACACUUCAAGCGAAUAUUCGUCGACGAGCGGCGCAAAACCGCUUCCGCACGGAACGUGAGUUGCGUGCAGCCGUCCUGCUUCAAACGGCGGCCCGUGCGGCUCUGCAGCGCAAGCACCGCGCUCAAGCAGUACAUGCGGCAACUCUGAUUCAGACGGUCAUUCGUGCGUACCAGGCACGCUUGCGCCUUAUCGACGAACGCGAGGCAUGGCAUGCAACGCUCCUCCAGACAGCUAUACGUGGUGUGCUCGCCCGUCGUGCGGCUUCGAAACGUGUGCGACAGGUGACUUUGCUACAGUCGCUCUAUCGGCGACGGCUAGCUCGACAUGCGUUGGCACAACGGCGCACAGAGGCGAAGAGUGCGUCGCAUUACCAGGAGGUGUCCUACAAGCUUGAGAACAAGGUGUUUGAUCUCACGCAAAGUCUGCAGGAUCGCACGCGCGAGAACAAAGACUUGCGUGCGUCUUUGCUUGAACUAGAGGCACAGCUGUCGUCGUGGCAGAACCGGCAUGAAGAGCUUGAUGCUCGUGCGCGUGGCCUGCAGGCAGAAGUGCAAAAACCGAGUGUGCCAAUCCAAGCACACGAAACACUUCAGCUUGAGCGACACGCGCUUGAAUCGCAGCUGCACCAGGCGCAGGAGCGAAUUCAUGACCUGGAGUUGGAAAUUGCGACGCUGCAAUCGCAGAUUCGUUCUCUCGAGGCACCUGAAUCGAUGGUGCAAUCGCUUCGAAACGAGAUCGUCAUGCUACGGGAGCAGUUGAGCCGAGCCACGGCAGAAAACGAGAGGAAUGGAACGACAGUGCCAUUGGGCCCUCGGGCCCAUGUACAGCGUGCUGGUGGAGUCGGUACGACUGGAGUAGCGACGGCGGGCUCAAGACCUGUGAGUGAGUACGGCGACGAAGCGUUCGAGGAUGAAUACGUGGAGGAUGUGCGCGAUGUGCCGUCGGAGGAAAUCAUUGACCUGCUUGAAGACGAAGUGCAGCUGGACGAGGAUGUGCUCCAUGGCUUGAUUGAGUUCUUGAAGAUUCCUGCACCGAGUCUGCAGAACCCGCCGGGUCCGAAGGAAGUGCUGUUCCCAGCGCACCUUAUAUCGCUCGUCACGAACGAGAUGUGGAAGUAUGGACUUGUGCGAGCGAGUGAGCGGUUCCUUGCAAACGUGAUCAGAACGAUCCAGCAGCAUGCGAUGUCAUACCGCGGCGAUGAUGCAAUUAUACCGGGUAUUUUCUGGCUCUCGAAUGUACAUGAGAUUCUCUCGUUUGUGUGCAUUGCCGAAAGUGACAUGCUGCAGGGCGUUGGACCCGGCGUCGACGGCUCGGCACGGGAGUUUGAGUGGGGCGAUUACGAGCGGCUUGUGACGAUUGUAAAGCACGAUCUCGACUCUCUCGAGUACAACAUCUACCACACGUGGAUGCAAGAGGCAAAGAAGCGGCUUAAUAAGAUGGUAGUUCCAGCGCUUGUUGAAUCGCAGUCGCUGCCGGGCUUCGUGACGAAUGACUCUGGCGGCCGUUUGUUAAAUCGCUUGUUAGCAGGGACAAAUGCGCCGACGUACACGAUGGAUGAUAUCCUUGGAAUACUCAACAAAAUCUGGAAGUGUCUGAAAAGUUACUACGUCGAGCCUAGUGUAACCCAGCAGGUGAUUACAGAUCUUCUGAAAAUGAUUGGUGUCACAUCUUUCAAUGACUUGCUUAUGCGCCGCAACUUUUGCUCUUGGAAACGUGCUAUGCAAAUCCAAUACAACAUCACGCGUCUUGAGGAAUGGUGCAAGUCCCACGACAUGCCAGAAGGAUCGUUGCAACUUGAGCAUCUGCUCCAGGCCACAAAGUUGCUCCAAUUGAAGAAGGCGACUAUGAGCGACAUUGAUAUCAUCUAUGAUGUCUGCUGGAUGCUUACGCCAACCCAGAUCCAAAAACUUAUAUCACACUAUCAUGUGGCAGACUACGAGAACCCUAUUUCACCGGAGAUUCUCAAAGCCGUUGCCAGUCGGGUUGUGCCGAAUGAUAGGAAUGAUCACUUACUCCUGCCGCCAGAAGUGGACGAGGCUGGGCCUUAUGAAUUGCCACUCCCACGUGAAGUGACGGGCAUAGAGACCUACUGCCCGGCAUACCUGAAUGUUCCCCUGCUUCGUAGCCUUGCAAGCAAGGUCGCUUAG